Messenger RNA from Mesorhabditis spiculigera, 486 nucleotides. The record is from the annotation of a GenBank genome assembly. Lineage: Eukaryota; Metazoa; Nematoda; Chromadorea; Rhabditida; Rhabditidae.
AUGCAGACUACGGUAGCCCUCCUCGUCGCCCUGGGGGCGCUGAUCGCCGCCGCGUCGGCGGCGGUCAUGCCGCUGCGUCGCCCCUUCGGUCAGCAAGUCGUGAAACGCUCCGGGCAGGGCCUUGACGAUGUGGAGGGCGUCUGCCGCUUCUACCACCGGAAGUGUCUGGUGGGAGAGAAUUCGACGGAGCGCUGCGAGGCCAGCCUUACGGAAUGCCUCAACUAUGGGCGUAUGCUGCUCCGCGGGUCGUAUAAGCUGUGCAUGUUCCGCCUCGAGGACGCGUCAGAAUGCCAACUCCGCCAAGCGUCGGUGAUCAACAAGUUGGCCAGGUACGGCAUGUCCUCAAGGGACGUCAGCAGCCCGCAGCAGCAGCCAUACGCCCGCCGGCACGCCGCGCAAAUCCAGCGCAUUAAACAAAUGCUCGGCCAACAAUUCCCACCUCAACACCGACAACACCAAUCUGGCGACCAGGCCGUCCUCUAUCUA